This is a messenger RNA of Alosa alosa (allis shad), 2038 nucleotides long. RefSeq lists its product as uncharacterized. Lineage: Eukaryota; Metazoa; Chordata; Actinopteri; Clupeiformes; Clupeidae. The transcript is spliced from 3 exons. Gene Ontology annotation, cellular component: membrane. Bases 52 to 1122 code for a protein of 356 amino acids. The record is from RefSeq and is a predicted model, not a curated record.
UUUUUGUCCUGCAUUGCCUAGCACUUUAAGGCCAGAGUGGCAGUAGCUCUGAUGGGAGCCAGCUGGACACGAAGCUUUAGGAAAGAGUUCCAGUUGAAGAAGCUUCCUCUUUUUCCAGCUACACUUGAACUCUUACUUGAACCUCGGUGGUACCUCCCUCCUUGGGUCUGGCUCCUGUACCGGCUCUCAGCGCUGGUCUACACGCUGGCCUGGUGCAUCCAUUCUGGCCUGCUAUUUGCCUCCCCCAAAUGGCUGAUCCUGUUGUGUCACCUGACCUACUGCAUUCUGGGAGUAUAUUACCUCAUCGCACUGGUUAACCUCAUUGCCAUGCUGGUUUGCAUCAGGUGCUUCUGCAGACGGGAGGUUAAAAAGAAGAGCUCAGACAGUUUGGACACCUCAGAGGGGGCCCCCCACACGGAGUCCUCCCGUCUCUGGGUUGAGCAGUGGACAUUGCUUCGCCUCACACCUCCUCCACUGGCUCUUUCGCUCCGCCUGCAGUGGCUCCUGCAGGUCAUUGUGAGCACCUUCUCCCUCACGGUGUCCGUCCUCUACUGGUCCAUCAACUACCCCGUGUCCCACCACCCAAUCAGGCCCUUCAGCAUCAACCUCCACGUGGUCAACAGUGCUCAGGUUCUCCUGGAGCUCUUCCUGUCCGCCACACCUGUGCACCUGGUCCAUUACGUCUACCUGCUGGCAGCCGGGGUUCUCUACCUGCUCUUUGUCCUGGUCUUCUGGUUGGGGGGAUUCACCAACAUGAACGGGCAGCCGUACGUGUACCGCGUGCUGGACUUCGGGGGUAACCCGGUCCUCGCCACCCUCUGCACGCUGGGGUUCAGUCUGGUCUGCCUGCCCCUGUUCCACUUCGUCCUGUGGAACGUGCACCUCCUGAGGGAGCGGCUGGCCCGCGGGCCCAGAGGCAGAAGGUUUGCCCUGAGGAGGGAGGCCUGGUGGUGGGGCAAUGUGGGAGGUUUGUCACCUUUCCUCACGGCAGCUCCAGACCCUGAGGUGCUGGUCUUUGCAAGCAGAGAAGGAGAGCCACAGCUCCUUAGAGCGUUGUCCCAUGGCUAUUGCAGCAUGACCACUGAGUCACCAGCCAAUGGUCACAGCUCCGUCAGUGCCUAACUCUGGAAACAGCCCAAAGCAGGGACUGAGUGAGUGUCUAUUUUACUACCACAAAAAUGUCAAAAACUUGAUUGUGCCCCUUGAGCCAUCACGGUCAAAUCCCAAUCCACAAUGAGAGAGGAGUUGUAUUACACUGCUAAGCACACAUAGAGAAGCAGUAUUUUUUUUUUAUGUAUAUGUACUAACAGAAAUGUAUCUUUUUGUAUUUGUUGGUAUUGUAUGACAAAUACUGAAAAGCAGAGGUUCAUGCUUCUAAUGUACUUUUCUCUGGUCAUUAGAGAUUGACCGAUGUCCGAGGAUAAAAUGUGCAACAUGUCACGCAUACUGCCCCUUGUGUAAAUUAAAUUACCAACAUAGCCCAGCCAGAACUUUGGAAGAGUGCAACAUUGAUCCUGGGAGCAAAUGAUUAACCCUUAAUAGUCUAAGCCUUAUUUUUUUUAAAAAGCCCUAUUUCAUUGGUCAGCUAUGAAAUGUUACUUUCAAUAGGGAGCCUUCCACCAGCUGUAGUUUACAGGCCAUAUUGGCUGACUUCUACUGCUCGUGGCUCUGCAUGGUGUCUAUUGAACCAUAAAAUGUCAAAAUAAUAUAAAAUAGUCUUCUCAGCUCUCAUCUGGUGUUAGUUUGUUUUUAGCUAAAAAAAAAACAGUUUCUUUAAUUUGCAGCAUUGCUGGUCUCCAGUAUUUUUGUCAUUUCAAUGUUUAGCAGAGUUUUGCUGUAACCAGCGGUGUGAUCAUAAUCACCAGCAGAGGGAAGCAGCAUUGCUCAUUUCAGCAGCUUCCCACUCAGUUUCUCAUUUUGUGACACAGCUGUUAAGUGAUGGCUUUUUUUUUUUUUUUGCUUUUCUAUGUAUUCUUAUUUAACUUUGAGCCAGAUGUGGUUUUGGUCAUAAGCAUACCAACACAGUCUAAUCCUUGAA